Molecule: messenger RNA, 982 nt
Organism: Dreissena polymorpha
Lineage: Eukaryota; Metazoa; Mollusca; Bivalvia; Myida; Dreissenidae
Exons: 4
Coding region: 135-974 (279 amino acids)
Source: RefSeq, a predicted model, not a curated record
CACGUGUAUACCAAUGUGUCAUUUAUUUUGACUAAUUUCUUUAUACCAUUUCAGACAUGUAAAUUAUUAUAUCAUUUGAGAUUUUUUGCUAUUAUGUUAAUGAAGAAAUGUUUUCUUAGGAUACAGAUACAUCGAUGGAUAGUUUAGGCUUUAGAGGGGGGAAUGGUGGACGGGGCAGUCGUGGUGGUCGGAGUAGUCAUGGUGGACGAGGUAGUCGUGGUGGCCGGAGCAGUCGUGGUGGGCGUGGUGCAACAAGGGGUAGUGCAAGUGGAAGUGGAAAUGGUGGUCGGGCUGAAGAAGGCGGUGGAGUAGAAAGAGGUCGUGGUGUUGCUAGGGGUCGAGUAGGAGGCAGGCGUGGAGGUAGAGGUCGUGGUGGUAGAGGUCGUGGAGAUGAAGUCAGAAUUGCGAGAAGUGACAAAGAACGUCUUGAGGCAUUGUGGGCUGAGAGGAAGCAACAGAUGAGGGAUGUAGUUAAAGACAUGCCUGUCGACGAGCUCCGAGAACUUGUCCUAAAACUGAUUGAUAGAGAGCCAGGACUUGUGAUCGAUCUGUGCGAGGGUGCACAGGCCGGUGACAACCCUCCACCUACACCAGAGCCACUGCAACCUGCAUGGUGUACAUGUGGUAACUGCAGGGCAAUGGCGACAGACCUAGAGAAUGUCUGUUGUAAAUGCCUUCCAAGAAACUGUGUUUCAACUAGAGCUGAGAUUGACAGACUAGUGUUGGAUCCACAGGUCCUUGCUUUAGGCCACACUUAUUACAGGGCAGUGUUGGCAAGGCGGCGCGAAAGAAUUGAGGAUGCCCACAAGCGUAACCGGCAUUGUGCAUACCGGAAUUUCACGUUGUGGAGGUGGGGACGUCUGGGAGCAGGGGUUAGGAGAGUUAUACCGAGUUGCUGUGUCCUGAGGAUCAGAGCACAGUACCCAUCUCCUACAGGACAGUAUGUUGGAUACAUUCCUGGGCGGUAUUACUGAACAAUUGU